AUGAACCGCCCACCCAAUGGCUCUGCCAACGAUGAGAAUAGUACGCAUGAAUCAGGCCAUGGAGUCAGCUGGAGAAUACCUGUGCUCAGUAGCGCGAGAGGAACAAGUAGUGACGACCACCAUGGGGCCGUUCGACACAGGAGCCGAAGCGUUUCUCGACUUCAGAGAGCUUCGUUAGCCAGGCCUAUACCCGCCGCCAAGCUCGGCUUUCCAGAUGAGAGAGAAAAGCUGGCCCAAGAUGAGGGGAAUGGGCCUCAAAAGCUGGGGUCUUUCUCGGGAGUUUUUGUCCCAACGACUCUCAAUGUCCUCAGUAUCCUCAUGUUUCUUCGCUUUGGUUUCGUCCUGGGUCAGAGCGGUGUCCUCGGCAUGAUGGCCAUGCUUGUCAUAUCAUACGCUAUUGAUUUGAUAACCACCAUGUCAAUUUCAGCAAUUGCUACCAACGGAACUGUAAGAGGUGGAGGUGCUUAUUACCUGAUCAGCCGUUCUCUAGGUACCGAGUUCGGUGGCUCAAUUGGCCUUGUGUUCUACCUUGGUUGUGUUUUGAACACAGGAAUGAACGCAGUCGGUUUAGUUGACUGCUUUAAGCAAAAUUUUGGCGUUGUUUCGGGCAGCAAGUCCAAUUUUCUUUAUGAGGGCUUCUGGUGGGAGUACCUUUGGGCAACCAUUAUCCUCACCCUCUGCACGGCGAUCUGUUUGGCAGGGAGCUCGGUCUUCUCUCGUGCCAGUAACGGGCUGCUCGUCAUCCUUCUGGUAGCAACCUUUAGCAUUCCGCUAUCGGCGUGUAUCAAACAGCCGUUUAAAAAUGAGCGUCUAGGGAUCGAAUUCACCGGUUUCAGCAGCUUAUCAUUCUUCAAUAAUUUAUACCCACAACUUACGAAAGGAGCUGCUGGGAGCCAGAUUAAGAGACGAGAAAACUUUCAGGACUUGUUCGGGAUUCUCUUCCCUGCAACGUCUGGAAUAUUUGCUGGAACGAGCAUGUCCGGCGACCUUAAGAAUCCAAGUAGAUCUAUCCCUAAAGGAACUCUUUAUGGUCUUGCCCUUACGUUCUUUACCUAUACGAUUGUUAUUCUCACAAUGGCGGCGAGUGUCACAAGAGAGUCCCUAUAUAAAGAUGUCAAUAUCAUCCAAGAUAUAAAUAUCUCUGGGUCUCUCAUUGUCCUUGGCGAGUUUUCAACCUCGUUUUUCUCGUCUCUAAUGGGAAUUAUCGGUGCGGCAAAAGUACUGCAGGCCAUAGCUCGGGAUGCCCUUCUGCCCGGUUUGUCAAUCUUUGCAAAAGGAACCAAGAAAAACGAUGACCCUAUCUCCUCUAUCCUCAUCACCUUUGUAAUAGCUCAGGUAACUAUAUUCGCCGAUAUCAACCAGAUCGCCUCUUUCGUCUCCAUGGCGUACUUGAUGACCUUCCUGGUCACCAACCUAGCUUGUUUCUUACUCAAAAUUGGAUCCGCCCCGAAUUUCCGGCCAUCAUUUCGUUACUUCAAUUCUACAACUGCUUUCGUUGGGACAGUUAUCAGUGGAGCCAGUAUGUUUUUCACUGAUGGGGUAUACGCUACGGCGUGUGUUUGCGUGUUGGUGACUCUCUUCCUCCUAAUUCACUACAUGGCUCCUCCAAAGACGUGGGGAGACGUCAGUCAAAGUCUUAUAUACCACCAGGUCCGAAAAUAUCUGCUUCGACUUCGACCUGAGCAUGUCAAAUUCUGGCGCCCACAGAUCCUCUUAUUUGUCAACAAUUUCGAGGAACAGUAUAAAAUGAUCCAGUUUUGCAAUUCGUUGAAGAAAGGCGGUCUUUUCGUGCUAGGCCGGGUUCUAGUCACGGACGAUUUCGCAACCGCUGUUCCAGUGGUUAGAAAGGAACAGACUGCAUGGAAUAAGUUCAUUGAAUUUUCAAAGGUCAAAGCCUUCAUCAACAUAACAGCUGCUCCCAAUAACGAAUGGGGCGUCAGGAAUAUUGUGCUAAGUGCUGGACUUGGGGGAAUGCGACCCAACGUGGUUGUAAUCGAUCAAUUCCGCAAGGGCAACCCUGAUGUUUUGCUCAACUCUGUGGCUCCCCUGAGACGGUCAACGAGACGCGCUUCAAUUGUUAGUGAAGAUGGAAGAGAAACCCUUCGGAAAACUAGAACGGAUUCGUUCGAGACAAACCCACCGAUGAAUGUCCAGAGCUACCUGACGACCCUGGAGGAUUUACUAUUCCAGCUACGCAUCAAUGUUGCAGUUGCCAGAGGGUUUGAGAAUAUCGAGCUACCAGGUACCAACGAUGAACUGCCCUCCAAGUUUAUAGAUCUCUGGCCGAUCCAGAUGUCUGGAGAGAUAUCAUCAGAGGGAGGGCGGUCACGUACCAACUAUCUCACAACCAAUUUUGACACAUAUACACUAAUAUUGCAACUUGGCUGUAUUCUGAACACCGUCCCAUCCUGGAAACAAUCAUGCCGUUUGCGAGUGGCAGUGUUUGUAGAGUAUGAGACAGACGUCGAGGAAGAAAGAGGGAGAGUGAUGACUCUACUUGAAAAACUUCGGAUCGGUGCCGAAGUGCUGGUAUUCUGGCUUGCCAGCGGGGACCUACAGACUUACCGCAUAAUCGUCAAUGGAGACAGAAAUAACGUGGAUAAGGCUGUGCUUGACGCUGUUGAACAAACAUUGGAAGAGGAGGAUUGGUGGAAUGAACUUGGACGGUAUAGGACCGCUUCUGAGGAAGCCCGGAGCAGAUCCAACAGAUCACAGAGGCAGACUCCGACGGGAUCUGGAACUACAACUCCGCGUGAAGGUAGACGACGUGCGGGACUGGAGGGCCUCAAGAGAGUUAUCGAGUCGUCUCGGAGACGCUCGAUUGGGCCUGGCGUCAGUCUCGGGAUGCAGACCCAUCGGCUGCUGGAUUCCAUGGUAGAUUACAACUCUGAUGGGGACGAGUCGUCUUCAGAAGAGAGUGAUUCGGAUUCUUACCUUAGUGAAAGCGAGGGCGAGAAUGAAGGAGAGGGCGAUAACCCAAUGGCAGCCUCUGACGUUCCAACUGUCAUGGAGCCGGAAGAAAUCGCAGAGACACCCACGAGUGCGGCUACGCCUUCACCCCGUGCAAUGUUUACGAAGAAAGGCCGGGUCGCAUCCACCGCCAAAUUCUCCUCUGCGCCCAUUCCAGCGACGAAGGUGGUAUCAGAAGAAGGUACAGGGCCUUCGAUCAUGUUUGCUGAUUCGUCUCCUCCGCGCCGCGGCAGCCCAGCAGCGGCAGGCUUCGAGUCAAUAUACACCCGCAACGGCGACGCCUCUAGCCAGCCUGCCCUUGUUCCGGCCGAAGGAGACGCGGAGUGCCCUCGGCGGGCGUCUGGGUAUCCGUCCCAAGCGGCCAUCCCUCUCUCAUUUAACGAUCUGCCAGGCCGGGCCCAGCAUCUUAUACUGAACGAGCUGAUCAAGUCCCAGAGCAAGGACACGGCAGUUGUGUUCACCACCUUACCAACCCCUGCCGAAGGGGUAUCCCAAGAUAAGGCCUCUAGUGAAGCGUACGUUGGCGACCUCGAGGUGCUCUGCGACGGUCUUCCCCCGUGCCUUCUCGUCCACAGCAACAGCGUCACUGUUACCAUGAACCUAUGA
Messenger RNA from Nannizzia gypsea CBS 118893, 3576 nucleotides. Its product is annotated as solute carrier family 12 member 3. Bases 1 to 3576 code for a protein of 1191 amino acids. NCBI's taxonomy places the organism in Eukaryota, Fungi, Ascomycota, Eurotiomycetes, Onygenales, Arthrodermataceae. Gene Ontology annotation, molecular function: potassium:chloride symporter activity. The record is from RefSeq and is a predicted model, not a curated record. The transcript has 5 exons. Gene Ontology annotation, cellular component: membrane. Gene Ontology annotation, biological process: chloride transmembrane transport; chloride ion homeostasis; potassium ion import across plasma membrane.